UGGAAGAUUCUCUAUAUAUCCGAACAACACUUUUGCGUCGUUGAUAUCAUUUAUUCAAUAGUGACUGAACAUGAAUAUAAUUGCAAGGUCAGGAAAUUUGGUAAUAUUUUUGCGUGGUGGACCGCAAAUCGUUGCCAACACUAUUAAAGUUUCGGCAUCAGUCUAUAAUUCGGACAAUUCACUUGUCGCUCAAAAUUCGAUCGGUGGUGCUAGAAAACAAGUGCGACUCUAUUCUAUGUCGCAUCGUGACAUUAAAGUGCCAUCAUUCGAUGAAUACCGAUGGAGCCAUAAAAAAAAUCCAGCUCGCGCCACUGAUAAUGAGAAGCAGAUGACUUACCACUACCUCAUCGUUGGAGGAAUGUGGGCGGCUGGAAUGUAUGGUGCCAAAGGUACUGUGCGCUCACUUUGCGAAUAUAUGGGAACAGCUCGUGAUGUUCUCAGUAUGGCUUCGAUCGAAAUUAAAUUGGCUGACAUUCCCGAAGGGAAAUCAGUCACAUUCUCAUGGCGUGGUAAGCCAUUGUUCAUACGCCAUCGUGUUGACAGUGAAAUUGCCAAAGAAGAAGCGGUACCAUUGAGUCUAUUGAGAGAUCCACAAACUGAUGCGGAACGUGUGAAAGAUCCAAAGUGGUUGAUCGUUGUCGGUGUAUGCACCCACUUAGGAUGCGUACCAAUUCAUAAUGCUGGUGAUUUCGGUGGAUACUACUGCCCGUGCCACGGUUCGCAUUACGAUGCAUCAGGUCGUGUUCGUAAGGGUCCGGCGCCACUCAAUCUAGAAGUACCAGAAUACACAUUCAAAGGAGACAUUGUUAUUGUUGGAUGAACACACAAUACAAUUAUUUAUGAUUUUUAUGCAUUUGUCCCCCUAAAUGGGUAUAUUAGAAAUCUUAAAAAUGAAAUCUUUACAGUUCAUACGAUACAACAUUUCAUAAACAAAAACCAACUUUUGGUGGAUUUAAGAAAAAAACGAAGACGUUUUUUAUAAAAAGAAUCAGGAAGAGCAGACAAUUUUUGACCUUUUUGGUUGAUAUUCAAAAUUUAAUUCAUAGUUUCCAUAUUUUGUCAUGUUUUAACAUUAAUUUUUCAGACUUUCUUCAAAUGUUUACUUCAAUUUCAUCAGAUUUAAAAUUGAAAAUGAAUCUAAAAAUAAUUUAUUUUACAUAUUUCAUCUUGUGAAAACAAAUAUUCAAACA
Contarinia nasturtii (swede midge) is the source of this 1190-nucleotide messenger RNA. Its product is annotated as cytochrome b-c1 complex subunit Rieske, mitochondrial-like. The transcript has 4 exons. Gene Ontology annotation, cellular component: membrane. Gene Ontology annotation, molecular function: quinol-cytochrome-c reductase activity; 2 iron, 2 sulfur cluster binding. The coding region runs from base 71 to 820 and encodes 249 amino acids. The record is from RefSeq and is a predicted model, not a curated record. NCBI's taxonomy places the organism in Eukaryota, Metazoa, Arthropoda, Insecta, Diptera, Cecidomyiidae. Gene Ontology annotation, biological process: mitochondrial electron transport, ubiquinol to cytochrome c.